AUGAAGGGAGUUGAAUCGAGGACGACGAGAACGAAACGGGAAGUCUCGCAGGCACGAUUUCGUCGGUUGAUUCGCGAAGAGGAAGGAGUCUCCGGGGGUUCAACGAGGCCAAAGGGGAAGGUGGGUGAAGCAGCGAGGCUUCCCUCUUCUCGUCCGGCUACGGGGAGCGAAUUCCAAGCGUCGCAAGCGAUAAUAGCUUCGAUGCAGGCGAGUGACGUGAGCAGCAACAGUGGAGCUAGCGAGCCUUCGGCCGUGUUUUGCUCCGGUUGGUGGCAGGUAAGGAAGAUAAAUCAGCACAAUGAUCUCAGGGGUGUUUGUUUGCUAUUGUUUGAUAAUCAAAGAUAGGAAACACAAAAAUUGGGCUACUGCCAUCUUGGUAUCGAUAAAAAAAAAAAAAAGAACACACCUCAAUGGUGUGUUUAUGGCAGAAGAACGAAAAAGAGGAAGAAUGUAA
Lactuca saligna is the source of this 454-nucleotide messenger RNA. Lineage: Eukaryota; Viridiplantae; Streptophyta; Magnoliopsida; Asterales; Asteraceae. The record is from the annotation of a GenBank genome assembly.